GUUGGUGGGCGCCGCUGUUGUCGCCACGGUCGGUGGGCUUCUCACUUCUCAGGGGUACACCACCGCGCACGCGCGGCCAGCAGGGUCUCUCGCUGGUUGGCGCGCGGCGUGUUCAUCGGCUCGUGUUUCUUCUUCGAGGUAGGGGGAUGGGCAGCGAGGGUCGCCGUUUGCGCCCGUGAAGGGGGAUUUUUCACCAGCCGUAUAUCUCUGUUUGGUCUGGUGGCUUCCCUUGCUAGAUGCGUCCGUUCGAGGUGGAUUUGUUUGUUGGCGCCCCUGCUGCGUGCACAAGUGAUUUUGGCGAAAAUUUCCGAAAUUUUGGUGACGAAUAUCGCGUUUCUUGUUCCGUACAAUCAAGGCGUUGUUUAUUCUGUUCAUCCUAACGUCGUGUUACCUGUGCUUCCGUGGCGCGACUCAUGAUUUGUGCUUAUGUGAUCGUGAAUUUGGUGCUGCAGGUGUCUCUGCGCUCUUGUUCUGCUGAAACUAGCUGGUUUAUCCGGACAACAUAAUGGCUGCCGAUGUUGGGCAGCGAUUCAGCGGGUGGUCAUGCUCGGAUUUGCCUUACAAUGACCACAGCACCCAGGAUUCUUCAGUUCAGCAAAUGGUGCUCAAUCAUGGUUCAAUCUCAUUUGGUAGAUUUGCUGCAGAAUCCUUGUCAUGGGAGAAGAGGUCCGUGUUUGAGCAUAACAGACGACAAGAGGAGAUAAGCAAGCUCACAGCACCGGGUUUGGUUGCACAAAAGAAGGCAUUCUUUGAAGAAUAUUUCAAGAGAGCGAGGCAACUGAAGGCUCAGGGGGCAAUGCACCAGACUGAAGCCACAAUGGAUGAGAGGAAUGAUGACAGUACUCUUGGCCAUAGCAGCCAAGUAGAUGAAUUACAUGAAGAUAUGUCAGAAGAUCCAGUGGCCAGUGCUCCAAGUUCUAGUUCUGAACCUAUCACUGAGGUCAACUCAUCAGAUGAGAGGAAUUGCCAAGAUGGUCAUGAGCUCGGGUACUUGACAUUUAAUCCAUUAUUUUCUCAAACAGCAAGCUUGCAAAAUAUUCAGGAGGAGGAGAGGUCUAGCUCUGGCCAAAAGCAAUAUCCCUGUGCAGCACAGACAAGUAGCAAUAAUGGAUUCAGCUGUGAAGCUAUUGAGAGAAAAAUUCUUGCUCCAAAACGAGUGGUAUCAAAUGAUAAUGGUGAAAGUAAUGUUACUGGCACGAGAAUUGUCUUACCAAUAGCAAGUCUACAACCCGAAGGUUUGGAAGUUGGUCAUGAGAAGCAUGCGGCUAGAAAAAGUGUAGCUAUUGUUAAUAGAUCAAUGAAGAUAGUGAAGGACCUGCCAACUUCUGUUAUACACACCCAAAGGGUAGAUUUAAGAAGCAAUUCAGAAAACAAGCCCUCUCAAGACUUGAAGGAUCCAUUCCACAAGAGAGUUGAGAUGAAAUUGUGUGCUUUAUCUGAUAGAUGGGAUGCUGAUAGAUCCGCAGCCUCUUCAAGAUCAGCUUCUUAUCAGCAUGCUGGUAGAGCUAUUACCUCAUGUAGAUCUUCACAUCAAAAUAAUGAUAGAGUUGCAACAUCUUCCAGCUCCAGUUUGUGCCAGAACACUGAUAGAGUUUUGGCACCUUCUAAAUUAGCUGCUCAAGCUCCCCAAAAAUAUCUAAAUGGUGUGCAACGUUCAAAUGCCCGUGGGAUUUCAUUUAAUAAAGGAUCAAAUGCUUCUCAUGUUGCAUCCUGCAACAGUACUGCUACAGGGAAAUUGGCUGCCAAAACAUUGGCGAUGCCCAGUUCAUCUCAAGUUAGCGCAAGAACAUCAAAAACUGCUCAGGUUACAUUAAAAAGGUCAGCAAGACUAACUAGCAUAAAUGAUGGAUCGAAGAACAAAAGGAAGCAGCUGAGCACACCCGCAGCAUUGGAUGAAAAUAGCAGGAAGAGAGGAUAUGUGCGUGCAUCUGCAUCUCUGAGUGCAAGAAGCAGCUCCGAAAAUUACCCCCCUACUGCAAAGGCACCUAAGAUUUCAAAUAUGACAAAUGUGGUAGCCAAGACUGAACCUGUGCAGAAGUCAAGAUCCGCAGGCCAUACUGUUGGCGCAAGAAGUACGACGGUAAAGCGCUCUGUGACCAGUGAACAAAACAGAAAGGUGCUCCGAUCGGGCGGUGGAAGGCUUGCUGAAUCCGGCACGAGCAAUCUGAAAGGUGGUCCAUCCCUGACUAAGAACAAGCCAAGGCAAGAGAGGCCACGAUGGCGAUGAUAUGAUGAUGAUGAUGCCGAGAGCGCCGUGGGUGCAGUUGGCCCGUUUACACGCGAUGAUCAUCCGGGCCGGGAAGCCUGAUACCACUCGUUGGCCCAUUGCAUAUGGCAAGUAGCAAUCAACAAGGGGGCCCAGUACAUAUGGCAAGAAGGCAUUGCUUUGUUCUGUAGCUGCAGGCCGUCCACAUUAGAUAUUAGAUAUGGUUAGAUAUACCUACAAUGCAAUGGUUGGUUGGUAGGUUCGCUGGUUUCUGUUUUAUUUUACGUGGUUAUUAGCCUUGGGCAGCUCCAAUCUUUGGAAGCGUUGUGUCGGCAAUGUUGUAAUCCAAAUCCAGUCAAGACGCAAACGGAUUUCUUCCUUCUGUCACGGUUUGUGAAAGGCAGUACCGAAACAUGCCAUGGAUUCUCCCUGCUACUGUC
Panicum virgatum (switchgrass) is the source of this 2646-nucleotide messenger RNA. RefSeq lists its product as uncharacterized. NCBI's taxonomy places the organism in Eukaryota, Viridiplantae, Streptophyta, Magnoliopsida, Poales, Poaceae. Bases 506 to 2227 code for a protein of 573 amino acids. The record is from RefSeq and is a predicted model, not a curated record. The transcript is spliced from 10 exons.